AUGAGUAAAGAGAAAGGUAAGAUGAAGAGUCUGUCGGUGCAACAUUUACCGUAUCCUUAUGCUCCCACCAAGAAAGACAAAGAAAGAUGGUAUGUCAGGUUUUUUGAUAUUUUCAAACGGCUUCAGAUCAAUCUUCCAUUUGAUGAAGCUUUAGAACAGAUGCCUACACAUGCCAAGUUUAUGAAAGAGAUUCUGACAAAGAAAAAGAGAAUCACUGAAGAGGAAACAAUUCAAGUGGAUGCUAGUUGCAAUGUCAUCAUUCAGAAAACCCUUUUGCAUAAAGAAAUAGAUCCUGAAGGUGUUACGUUACCUAUUACUAUAGGAAACGUAAAUGUUGGAAAAUCAUUGAUUGAUCUCAGCUCUAACAUAAAUCUGAUAUCGCUAUCAGUAGUCAAUCGGAUUAGCGAUAUUAAUUUGAAAAACACAAAGAUGACACUGCAACUAGCAGAUAAAUUCAUCACCCGACCAUCAGGGAUAGCUGAAGACGUGUUGGUUAAAGUCGACAAAUUUCUAUUCCCUAUAGAUUUUGUAGUAAUGGAUAUUGAAACAAAUGAUGAUGUUCUUCUAAUUUUGGGGCCGACCAUUCAUGAAGAUGACAAGAAUGAUGAUAAAUGUUGA
Lathyrus oleraceus (garden pea) is the source of this 618-nucleotide messenger RNA. RefSeq lists its product as uncharacterized. The record is from RefSeq and is a predicted model, not a curated record. The coding region runs from base 1 to 618 and encodes 205 amino acids. NCBI's taxonomy places the organism in Eukaryota, Viridiplantae, Streptophyta, Magnoliopsida, Fabales, Fabaceae. The transcript has a single exon.